Molecule: messenger RNA, 2589 nt
Organism: Esox lucius (northern pike)
Lineage: Eukaryota; Metazoa; Chordata; Actinopteri; Esociformes; Esocidae
Gene: ltb4r
Product: leukotriene B4 receptor
Exons: 4
Coding region: 314-1705 (463 amino acids)
Biological process (GO): neuropeptide signaling pathway
Cellular component (GO): membrane
Molecular function (GO): G protein-coupled peptide receptor activity; leukotriene receptor activity
Source: RefSeq, a predicted model, not a curated record
CAGAAGAACAAAGACAUAGAGAAUAUUUACUGUAUCAAUAUUUCCUACACAUUUUCACUCCAGUUUAGUUCUAGCUCAAAUACUAAAUUGACUGCUUACAGACACCAUAUUUCCUCCUGAAAAGAUAAGGUUCGGGUUCAAGUGUGAUUACUUCCUCUUUUGUGGUGAUAGUCGACAGACACACAGAUGGACAACAGAGACUGAUGGACAAACUAGCUAUGAAAUGCCCUUCCUGUUGAUUUUCCCUGAGAAAGAGACUUAAGUGAGGACAACCAUCUUAAAAAGAGACCUUUUUCUUCGGUUGCCUUCCAGAAUGGUAUUAGAUCUCUCCGCCUCCACGGCCUUCACAGCCUCCACGGCCUUCACGGCCUUCACGGCCUCCACGGCCUUCACGGCCUCCACAGCCUCCACGGCCUUCACCGCCUCCACGGCCUUCACAGCCUCCACGGCCUCCACAGCCUCCACGGCCCCCACAGCCUCCACAGCCUCCACGGCCUUCACCGCCUCCACGGCCUUCACAGCCUCCACGGCCUUCACAGCCUCCACGGCCUUCACCGCCUUCACGGCCUCCUCGCAGUACUCCUCUGGCCUCCCCGCUCCCUCUUCCCCUCCUUUACCUAUCUCGCACCAGAUCGGCAUCUUCAUCCUGGUCCUGGCGUUCGUGGUCGGCUUCCCCGGCAACCUGUUCCUGGUGUGGUCUGUGGUGUGCCGCGUGAGGCAACGGUCCGUCACAUGCCUCCUCGUCUUAAACCUGGCGGUGGCUGACGCCUUGGUGUUGCUCAGUAUCCCGCUCUUCCUGCGCUUCCUGGCGGGCAGACGGGGCUGGGAGUUCGGGGCGGCAGCGUGCAAGACCAUACACUACCUGUGCUGCGUUAACAUGAACGUGUCCAUCUACCUCAUUGGCCUGAUGAGCAUCGACCGCUGGCUAGCUGUCACAAAACCCUUCCUGUCUCAGAAGAUGAGGACCAAACAAACCCUGAAGGCCGUGUUGCUGGGAAUCUGGGUUCUGGCCUUCAUCAUGGCUCUGCCCAUGCCUUUCUACCGCAGUAACCUGCAAAUGAACAGCUCUGUCACCAUCUGCGUGCCUUACCACUGGAACAGCGUGGGUCACCAGGUGUUCCAAUACCUCUUUGAGACCAUCCUUUGCUUCUUCCUCCCCUUCACCUUCAUCACAGUGUGCUACGGCACUGUCCUCUGCCGACUGCGCGCUGUCAUGCUCCAACGCAAAGGACGGGUGCAGCGGGGACAGCGCGGAAACCGCCUCAUCAUCCUCAUCAUCGGAGCGUUCGCUGGCUGCUGGCUGCCUUACCACAUCGUCAACAUCUUACAGGUGACUGGUCUGCUGAGUGGCAACAACAGUCUGAUCAAAGCAGCCUUGGUGGCCCGUCCAAACACCACAGCUUUCGCCUUCCUGAGUAGCAGCGUGAACCCUCUGCUGUGUGUGCUGGCCGGGAGCCCCCAUUUCCACAAGGCCGGCCUCAGCUUCAUUGCUGAGCUCUUCGAGGGCACGAACCCCGAAAGGCGGACGUCCACCUCCUUCUCUCGCAGCACGAGGACCAGUCGGAGUAGCUCCUUCGCUCCGGACGACAGCUUUGCUAUGCGCAAGCUGUCAUUCAAGCCCGGUCGGAAGGUGAAGGGCAAGGAUGAGGAUGGGGACGUCCUAGCGGAAAGGCAGGGAGCGCUGAUCAUGGUUAAGGCUAAGUGAGAGCUCAAAACGUUGACAUAAAAAAGGUGCACUAGCCAGCCUGUGCUUUUCAAACAUUUUUACCUCAGGUUGUCAGGAGUGCUAAUAAGAUUAACCCUUUAGUUUGGUCACACAAAUGUUCUUUUUAAGUGUUACAAAACUGAACAUUUCUUAUUUUGAUACAUUUGGAUGUGAUGGAUUGGUGCAGACUCUGUUGUGAAAUUAUAUUCGUAUUACCUCAGGUUGGUGAGGCAGUGGAGCAGGCAUGCAAUGAAGAUGUUGAAAUUGUGGUCUUCAUACCCACUGUUCCUUGACUGAACAUGUUCAACAAAAUAGUUGGAUAUCUUUUCUCAUGUUUAUGUUGAAGAGUACCUAAUAGCUUUAAGGGACUGGACAAAAUAACGGAAAAAAUAUACAAGAAGUAGGGCCAGCUUUUGCUUUCAGCUUUCUUAGAAUGCCAUCAUCCAAUUUGUGAACUUUCUGUAGUGUGAUAUUGAACCAUUGUAAAAGAAAAGUCUUCAGUUCUUUGAGGGAUGAAGGAAGUGGAAAUCUACUUCCCAUACAGGUUCAAUCAUGUUCAGAUCUGGUGAUUGGGGAUGCCUUGGAAGUUGUUUGAUGUCAUCCUGGUGUUCAUAAAACCAAUCCUGAAUUUUGUAAUGCAUACAGACAUAAUCCUCAUGGAAUUAUGAGGGAACAGUAUUAGCAUGAUAGAGUGCACUUUGUCUAUAAACUGAUUAACUGAAACGAGAACAGGAAAGACCAAACAAGGACAUGAAAAACCAAGGACACGCAGAAAACACGAACUGUAAUGGUCCAAGCCAGACAGGACCGUUCCGCUUCGUGUUUUCUGCGUGUCCUUGGUUUUUCAUGUCCUUGUUUGGUCUUUCCUGUUCUCGUUUCAGUUA